CAUCAUAGUCGUCGUUGUCGUCGUCGUGCGGACCAUUUCGGAGCGAUUCGGUGAGCGUUAGCACUGUAACGCUGCGAUGUUGAUUAUCCCGUUGCAAAAACUCCAUCUUUGACUUUCUCGGUGUAGCGGCCGCGCACGCACGCACAGGACACACAAUUACCGAAUAUUUUUGUGGUGCAUUGUAUUUUAAUGAGUGUUGUCGAGCGGAGAAAAAGGUUGCAUUUUAAAAUUAGAGCAAAUAGCAAUUAAAACGACGAGAAAAACGGGUAACGUCAAUAUAAAGGCAAAGUUGAAACGUGUUUUAGGGCCACAGACGGCCGCCAUAAGUCCGCGCAGUAAAAAAUUGAACAUCUGGGUCGCAGGCAGGAUUCAACUAUCACGAACCUUCGUUGGCGUUUCCCGUGUAAACGACCACCAGUGAAAUCCCUCGGGCUGUCAUCGAGCACAAGUUGUUUUAAGAAAUGAAGAUCGCCUCUUUUACCAGCAGUUAAUGAAUGGUAAAACGCAAAGCUCUGCUGCGUCCGAUCACGAUCACCCAUGGCAAUGAUUUAGUGGGCUGCAGCAAAAACAAAACUCGUCCAGUUUCCAUCUUUCAAUCUGCAUCCAACUCAUCUAUCUGCAAUCUACCAACUCAGAAGAACAGCUAAUAAAAUCGUAUUGGACCUAUUGCGAGGAACAAGUGUUUGAGAACGGGUGAAGCUCCGACCACCAUUGUUCUGCUUAGGACGGAACAGGUGACUUCCAAUCCGGUACUCGUUGUACCCGAAUCGGCGAAGGCGUCUUUGCGUGUCAGUGGACGAGGGGAUUCUAGUGACCACGACGACAGCAACGGCAGCAACGACGGCGUCGACGGCGGGUGCAGCGAGGCGAAUGGUGGGCGUGGUGGUAAAGGAGAAGGGCAGCAGUGGCAGCAGCACCGGCUCGACAAUGUCGCGAAGCGUACGCGCGGAAACGCGCGCCAGCAAGAAGGACGACGUGAAGAAGCUGAUGCUGUCGAUGGACCGCGUCCGGCACUGGGAGAAGAAGUGGGUCACCAUCGGCGAGACGUCGAUGAAGAUCUACAAAUGGGUACCGAUCUCGACCAACGACAAGAAGCCGAAGACGACGACCGGCACUGCCAACGGGACGCCGGGGACGACGAAUUCUUCCGGUGGUGCUGUCGGUGGUGGUAAAGCGGAUGGCAGUGGUGCCGCCUUACCGGGCGGCGGCACGAACGGAGCCACUAAUAGCAACAACAACGGCAACACGAACGCCACCAACUCCUCCUCCUCCGUCACCGCUAACGGCAACAGUAGCAAUAGUAACAGCAACAGUAGUGAAAAUAAGGAAAACAACAGCAGCCGAAAGCAACCACUACCGAAUGUCGGCACGGACUCGAACUCCAACUCCAACUUCGGCCUCGCCGAGGACUCCAAUACCUGUUUCUCCAUCGUGAGCGACUCGCAGGGCGCCACCGACUUUGUGUCCAACAUGUUCUCGGAGGACUCGAACUCGCAGGGUAGCGACAGCGCGCAGCCAAAACGGAUGAAAACAGAGUAGAACAAGCGACUGCUGUUCUCAAAUCGCCACCGUGCUGCGUACUUCAUCGUCGUCAUCGUCGGCAUCCUGCUUUAGUUUGCUUACUGCAAAACAACACACAACGCUCUCGACGGAUCAACCAAUUCCCAUCAUGCCACCGCAAUCAACCAUGCUCGCCAAAGUGUGUUACAUUUCCGGUUCCAGUCUCGCAGUGCCCUGUAGCGAGGAUAAAAUGGAUACUCUCAUUAACAGCGUCAAGAUCGCGCAAUGAACGACGCCAACCCAAACUUUGAUGUACCAAGACUAUACGGGAAGGGGAAGCAGGUUGCGAAAAGAGCUGUAUAGGAACUCUAUUGCAAGUCACAGCACGAGGCACAAAACAAAAACCAUUCUUGCGAGGAAAUUAUAUGUACAAAACAGGAUGCAUUAGAAAGCGAAUUAAUUCCACUACUUUGCAGAGGUACCACGACACGACGGUGAAGCGAUAGACACAUAGAACUUAGAGUGUAAGAGUAAGCUUUUCCUUAGUUUUCUUUUACCUUGAUUAACGUAGGUUACAUUAUGUAUGAUUUUUUUUUAUAGAUCCAGAUAUUAUUUGUUUGGCUUAAAACGUAGGUUGUAAUGUGUAAAGUUAUUUUUCGUAUCAGGUUUUUUUUUAUGUUUCGCGUACCAGCUCGAGAUAAUAGUGAUCGACUACGCCAUAGUGGACGGUCGAAGUUUGGCAUAAACCGGCAGCACAUCCGAACGGAAGGAACGCCGGUGAUGAGGCGCCCGGGAGGAAGAAGGAGAUUUGCAUUUUCAAUUGUAAAAAACAAUACGGCAGUAACGGAUAUCGUGAAAGAGCCCGAAAGGGGCGAGGAGAAUAGUGUGCACGAUGAGUUUUUAUAGUAAGAUGUUGAAU
Messenger RNA from Anopheles coustani, 2419 nucleotides. RefSeq names its product B-cell CLL/lymphoma 7 protein family member A (gene BCL7-like). The record is from RefSeq and is a predicted model, not a curated record. The transcript has 2 exons. Lineage: Eukaryota; Metazoa; Arthropoda; Insecta; Diptera; Culicidae. The coding region runs from base 871 to 1539 and encodes 222 amino acids.